CGUGCGAACAGCGAUCAAAACACACCGAAAAAGUCGUGAAUCAUAACAAAAAAGACGUAAAAUUUGAUCAAUCGUGCACAAAAUUGCAAUUUUUCCCUGUUUAAUUGUCUGAUAUCAUGCCCGUACAGUUCUGAUUAAUAGUGCGAUCAUACCGGUUGCAGCGCUGCACCGUGAGAAUGAAGUUUCAAUUCCUAACAAUGUCGCGAUUCGCGUCGUGGUUCCUGCUCUUCAUCGCCACUUGGACCAACCAUCUUCAUCGGGUGGAUGCAGGGGACAUAGUGGACAUUACGGAUACCGUGUUCGGUUCAAUGACCGACACGAUCCCCGUCGCAUAUGGUGAUUUCAAUUCGGAUGAGUUGUUCGAUAUGUUCGUUCUGCGAAACAAUUUCCGCACGAUUCAGAUCCUGUUCGGAAGCGACGAUAAGCCGCUGCUCCAGGCGGGGCCAAAGUGCGAGUACAAAAACUUUCACAUCACUAGCGUCGUUCCGGGGGAUUUCGAUGGGGACGCUUACAUGGAUGUGAUGUUCACCGUUCAGCGGGAAGGGGAGGACCAAGGGGUGUACAUCAACUGGGGCGGGUCGGAAUACAUGAACUGCACCAAGGAGGAUGAGGAACCGCUGAUCGUGAUGCGAGGUCAACCUUUGGCCCUGGAUUACGAUAAGGACUUUAUCAUUGAUUUGUUUGGGAUGGAUACGAAAGGCGAGCGAAAAUUUUGGAUAUUCAAGAAGCCAAAAGAAGGAAAGCGGAAACCUCCGGAUACGUUCCCGAUGGAUGGUAAGCAUGGUGCCUUGCUUAAGGUUCCUCAUUCGCAUGCCAUCAUUGAUCUGGACAAGGACUUUACUGCGGAUUUGCUACUCACCACUGAGAACAACUACGAAGUGUGGAAGGGAACGGAAACGGAGAAAGAGUUCUUCUAUUCUCAUAAAAUCGACUUCCCUGUUGGCAAUUACGAUGCUCAUAUUGGCCAGUCGAUCUUCCUGGACGCGGAAUUGGACGGGAAUCUACUGCAAAUCGUGCCGAUUUGCUUCAACAAGAACUGUAUGAACUCCAGCAUAUUGGUCUACCACGGGAACCAUUUCCAUGAUCUGCAGAUUGAUUUCAAGGAUGACCACAAUGAUGUCUGGGGCUUCGUCGUUCCGGAUCGGUCUAAUUGGGCCACCCAGGUGAUAACCCUCCGCGGUGGCGACUUCAAUUUGGAUGGAUAUCCAGAUCUUCUGGCCACGCUUUCCAAGUCGUCCGGUCAGAUGCAAACGUUUUUGCUGGAGAACGUGCCUUGCGAAAAGCUGGCCUGCAACCACAUGAAGAGGACCUUUGUCGUGCGAUGGAAGGCCCUCGCCCCGUUCACCAACGGAACCAUCAUGGGUUCGUUCUACGAUUUCUACAACAACGGAAUCUUGGACGUUAUCUUCGUGGAAAAAGUGGGUAACACUACCCGUCCGGUGGCGUUCCGGAACUCGCUGGACUACGAUGCCAACUUUGUGAAGGUCAUCGUCUUGACGGGACUGACCAACCAACGGGGACCUAAGAAACUGACUCCCCUGGGGCGGAAGAAGAGAACAUUCGGAACAAAUCUUCCCGGACCACGCAUCGAGUACAACACAACCACCCAGGAUGGUGACCCACAGCACGGUGCUUCGGCGCAGCUACCACAAUCCGCUUACUUUGCCCUGCACCUACCGUACACAACUUUCGGCCUGGGUCGAACACCGAACUUUGUCGAUUCGCUUACCGUGGGACUGUCCAAUCAUUCUCGCACCUGGACACAACUGAUUCCCAACUCGCAGAUGAUUGUCGUCCCCUGGCCUAUCGACGAAACCGACAAGUGGAAGGCUCAGCUAUUCGUCACCCCUAGCAAGCUGAUCCUGAUGAGUGUGGUGGCGUUGGGAGGCAUUUGUUUGGUCAUUCUACUGCUGAUUCUGAUACUGUACGCCAAGGAGAAACGUGAGGAUCGGAUCCAGCGGUCCCUCGAGGCGCAUCGGUUCCAUUUUGAUGCGAUGUAAGACGAUGGGAAAGGCGAAAAGAGAGGUACUUGUUCUGCGAUAUUUAAUUCUACGUUUUAUCUAGACUUGUGGUUUUUUUUUAUUAUUAAUGUGUGUUUAGCCCCCUUUUCGAAUAAUUUAUUACAAGGACUGCACUAAGUAAUAUAUGAGAUAACGGAGACAGUUUUGUUCGCGAUACUACUACAUUAAUAAUCUAAUAGUAAUAAAUUUUUCGGUCAAA
This is a messenger RNA of Aedes albopictus (Asian tiger mosquito), 2220 nucleotides long. RefSeq names its product T-cell immunomodulatory protein. The transcript is spliced from 2 exons. Gene Ontology annotation, cellular component: plasma membrane. The record is from RefSeq and is a predicted model, not a curated record. Lineage: Eukaryota; Metazoa; Arthropoda; Insecta; Diptera; Culicidae. Bases 177 to 2000 code for a protein of 607 amino acids.